Lepus europaeus (European hare) is the source of this 3407-nucleotide messenger RNA. It is a transcript of the gene ZC3HAV1L, whose product is annotated as zinc finger CCCH-type containing, antiviral 1 like. The coding region runs from base 1 to 927 and encodes 308 amino acids. The transcript has 4 exons. NCBI's taxonomy places the organism in Eukaryota, Metazoa, Chordata, Mammalia, Lagomorpha, Leporidae. The record is from RefSeq and is a predicted model, not a curated record.
AUGGCGGAGCCCACCGUGUGCUCGUUCCUCACCAAGGUGCUGUGCGCCCACGGCGGCCGCAUGCUCCUGCGGGACCUGCGCGGCCACGUGGACCUGUCGGAGGCCAAGCUGCGGGACGUGCUGCAGCGCGCCGGGCCCGACCGCUUCCUGCUGCAGGAGGUGGCGCUGCGCGACGGCCCCUGGGACGCCGAGGCCGAGGUGGCGGCCGGCGCGGGCGGCGCGGGCGGCGGCGGCGGCGCCUCGGCCUGCAGGGUGGUGGCCGUGUCCUCGGCGCGCCUGUGCGCCCGCUACCAGCGCGGCGAGUGCCAGGCCUGCGACCAGCUGCACUUCUGCCGCCGGCACAUGCUGGGCAAGUGCCCCAACCGCGACUGCUGGUCCACCUGCGCCCUUUCCCAUGACAUCCACACGCCUGUCAACAUCCGGGUCCUGAAGCACCACGGGCUCUUCGGCCUGAAUGAAGCCCAGCUCCGGAUCCUGCUUUUGCAGAACGACCCCAGCCUGUCACCCGAGGUCUGUCUGCUCUACAACAAGGGUGGCGACGCCCUCUAUGGCUACUGCAACCUCAAGGACAAGUGCAACAAGUUCCACGUGUGCAAGUCCUUCGUCAGGGGCGAGUGCAGGCUGCUCGCCUGCAGGCGGUCCCAUCAGCUCAUUCACGCCGCGUCCUUGAAGCUGCUGCAGGACCAAGGGCUGAGUGUUCCCAGCGCCGUCAACUUUCAGAUCAUCGCCGCCUACAAGCACAUGAAGCUGCACCAGGUGCCUGGGAGGAAAGACAAUGCGGCUUCUGCUACCGAGGGUCCACAGGGCCUCGAGCGACCAGGAGCGCCUGUGGCUGGCCGUGCGGACUCCAGGCCUCUGGGCUCUGCCCCUACCCCCGCAGCCAGGAAGCCCUGCCCGGGAAGACCUGGAGAUGCGGCUCGGAAGUAAGAAGCGGCUGGUCCAGCUCCAGCUCGGAGACCUGCAGGGGCGGCGUCUGUCGGGCGUUAGUUUGUAACCUCCAAUGUUUGUCAAUGAUGGCCUUCCUAAUUCCUACCUCACACUGUCUGAGAAUUAAAGAGGAGAGAACAUCAUAGCGGGAUGGCUUGGCCCCUGAGCGGGCAGCCGGGGGUAGAACAGUGCAGACAGGGGUCCAGGGCGAACCCUGAAGGCGCAGCUCCUGCCUGCAGCUUCUGGGCUGUCCCCGGGCUGGCUGGGUGGAGCUCGUUGAGGGGUGGGUUUCUGCUGACCUGCUUGGUGGUCCAGCCGGUGCUUUCGUACAGUGGUGAUCAGAGUACGGACACUUUGUACACACACUUUUAUACCUAGUUGUUUUGUAAGCAUCUUACCGUAUUUAUUCACAUUUAUCAUGCACAAUCACUUAUUUGCAUGGAUACAUAAUAUAUCACAGUUUAUUUAACUACCUCCCUUAUUCUGGGGUAUCUGAGUUCUUUGUAAAACAUUUUUGAAAACUUCUAAAAUCUGCACAGUAUUGAAUUUUUAAAGCUGUUCUUUGCUUAGCUUUCAGGUGCUAAAUGGUACUGUCUCGAUUGGUAUUUCUCUACAUACGUGCGAGUGCAUUGUUGACUGUGUGCUUUCUCGUUUUACCCAAGGCCUUUUAUUACUGGAGCCCUCUGCUGUGCCAGUGGGGGAGGCCUUCAUUUCCGUCAAAGGGUGUCAGGCGUUCUGUGCACUUGCCACAGCCUGGUAGGCCCACCCCAGCCGCUGGCACGGAGUGUGGAGAUUUCUACCUCGCCCAGCCUGUUCUCACCUCCUUUAACUCUGCCAGAGCCCACCGGUGUAGUUAGAAGCGGUGUGGUCCAUCUCUUCUUCUGAACUGUGUCCGUUCUUCCCGUGGGUCAGGACGGACCCUCGGAAUCAGUGCGCCUCGCUCCUUCCAGCCCCCUCUGCCCCCGGGCUGUCUUCCUCACGGCUCCUGUAGAAGUCGUGUUCUUCAGGAGCUGCUUUGCUGUGUGUCGUGAUAACACCCCAAGUGUCGUUGGAUAAAACGGUGCUUUUUCACAGAAUACCCUGAGAGGAAUGCAAAAACGUCCUUGUUAACUGAGACGUGGUGUUUUCUCGUGGACAGGAAGUCGUGCGAUUUGUUUGAAUCUCACUUUGUUGUCAACAGCAACAGCGUCUCUGGAAACUCGUACAUCUGCAUAUUUGGGAGCCUGAUUUUUCCUGGUGCUCAUUUUUAAAAAGAUUUUUAUGCUUAAUUAUUGUUAUUAUUUACACUUUAUUAUUACACUAAGCAUUUAUUUUGUUAUAAGCCAUCUUAAAUCCUUAACUGAAGUACAGUAGGUAUAGAUGCAUGUCUUUCACAUUAUUGCCUUGUUUUUAUAUAUAUUAUAAUUAUGCUCUCACAUAUGAAUUAUGCUCUUACAUAUAAUUAUGCUCUUCACAUAUUGGCUCUCUGUAAUCUUUGUUACACUAUUUCACUUAGUUUUAUGGUAGUCCGUUUUAAUUGUAGUUGUGUUGGCCUUCAGUCUAUAAAGUUGUCUUCUGUAAUCCUACCUGUCCUUUUUUUCAUUUGCAUCAAUGACCCACCGUGUUACAGUUGGCGAUAACCUGGUUUCUGUUUGCUAGUUUGUUUAAAUUUGAGAGGCAGAAAGAGACAGAGCUGGCAUCUGCUCGCUCGCUGCCUGCAGUGGCUGGAGCUGGACCGACGCCCAAGGCAGGAACCUGGAGCUCAGGGCAGGUCCCAUGGGGGUGUCGGGGACCUGACCACUUGGUGCAUGUGAGCAGAGAGCUGGAGCCGGGCUCAGAUCCAGGUCCUCUGGUCUGGGAUGGGGACAUGGUACCCGCCAGCCCAGACACUGUCCCCGGAGAUGAGCUCUCUAGUAACGGGACUGUCUAGGCUCCAUACAUCCAGCAUUUUCUAAGCCGAAGUCCUGAUUUGCCUCUGGCUUGUCUCUCCUGCUGUCUCCUUAGCUUUUGAUGCCAGCACUGGCCGGUGCUUCGGCAGUGACUAUGCUGUCCUGUGCCCGGCUUUUCCCUGUCGCCCGUGCAGCGCUGCUAACGGAGAGUGGGAGCUGUUUCUCUCUCGCAGAAGCUCUCAGGUCCGUACCUUCCUUUCCGUCGUCUACACACGGCCUUGGUUCGCAGCCUCUCACCCGUUGCGUGUCUUCUGCAGGUGCCUAACUCGGGUUUCAGUUUUCUGUGGGAGGUAACCCCCGUCGAUGGCGGUGGCCCCAUUUUUACAACCUUUAGUGCUGCAGGCUUUUGUGGGGUUCGCUGAUCCCACUGCCCUCUCCUGCCCUUCACCCGGCUGCCUGCUGGAUCUUCUGAAAGCCAACCUAAUCCUGGUCACUCUUGGUCUCUGCUGGGACCCCAGCCCUCUCCAUCGUGUGGGGCUGAAGACCCACAUGCCCCCGGGACCAGAAAGAUGACUUAAAUGGCUGCAGUGGACUGGGUGCGAGGAGGCGGGG